Messenger RNA from Cyprinodon tularosa, 924 nucleotides. It is a transcript of the gene tmem97, whose product is annotated as transmembrane protein 97. The transcript is spliced from 3 exons. Lineage: Eukaryota; Metazoa; Chordata; Actinopteri; Cyprinodontiformes; Cyprinodontidae. The record is from RefSeq and is a predicted model, not a curated record. Bases 68 to 601 code for a protein of 177 amino acids. Gene Ontology annotation, cellular component: endoplasmic reticulum.
CACAGGUCGCGGCGGACUUUUGGACCCUGAUUCUUCCCUCUGUCUGCUCCUGGCGCGCGCACAGAAAAUGGCUCUUCGUGUUUUAGAAAUCAUCUUUUUCUUUUAUUUUGCAUCUCAUAUUCCCAUAACGCUGUUGAUUGACCUGCAGGCCCUGCUGCCCGGACAUGUUUACCCCCAGCCGCUGAGGGACCUUCUGAGCUGGUAUGCUGAGGAGUUCAAGGACCCCAUGGUGCUGGACCCCCCCCACUGGUUCAAGUCCUUCGUGUUCUGUGAGGCUGUGCUGCAGAUGCCUUUCUUUCCCAUUGCAGCUUAUGCUUUCCUGAAAGGUGGCUGUACGUGGAUCCGGACUCCGGCCAUUCUUUACUCCACACAUGUUGCCACCACGCUGAUCCCCAUCCUGGCUCAUAUCCUCUUCCAUCAGUUCCCCACCAAACCCCACCCCGGCCCCCAGACUGACAGAGAGCGCUGGCUGCUGGUCUCCAUCUACGCGCCCUACCUGCUGGUCCCGCUGCUGCUGCUGCUCACCAUGCUGCUGUCCUCCAAAUAUAACUCCGCCUCCAAAGCUGGGAGCACGUCAGGAAAAGCCAAGAAGAAGAACUGAAUCCUUGACCGAACUCUGAUGUUUACCUCGGUUGUAGAAGAUCUCCUCCUGUCCUGCAAAACUCGAUUUAAAAGCUCAUCCAAGACUGAAGGCCAAACCAUGUCAGGCCUUCACUCUUUUUCUUUUAUGAAGCUUUUUGUGCUCCUUAUUAGUUUUAUCUGUUAAAAUGACACAGUUAAUUUAGAUUGAAAAAACAGAAGCUUUCUGAAACUUUGGAGGAACGUAAGUCUGAUGAAGAUAAACUGGGUUUAAUUGUUUUAGUAUUUCUUUCACCCCAUUGUGCCUUAAACUUUUUCACAUUUCUAUCACUUGAAUGCAUUUAU